GAGGGGGCGAGGCUGAGCUGCGGCGGCGCUUAAAGCGGAGCCAGAGCAAGGUUUCGCGUGCCUCGUUUUCGCGGUUUUGAGCUCGGCCAUGCCGAACCGCAAGGGCGCCCGUAACGCUUACUACUACUUCGCGUUGCACCGCCUGCCCGAGCUGCGGCGGCUAGGCCUGCCCGUCGCGCGUGUGGUUGACGCCAUUCCCUACUGCUCCCAGGAUUGGGCGUUGCUGACUGAAGAUGAAAAGGAGAAAUAUGCAGAAAUGGCUCGUCAGUGGAAAUCGGCAAAAUCCACCGAUGCAUCAGUAAAACAGCUGUCCAGUCAGACUUCUCCGAUUCCUGCGCACCUGCCCAUCCAAAUACAGAAAAGCCCAACUCUUCCAAAUGCCACUAAUCUUCCGGGGAGGAAUGAUCAAGCUGUGCUUGGGAACAGUUUUUAUUUCCUGAACAUUCUCAGCCAUGGAGAACUGCCCUCUCACUGUGAGCAGCGCUUCCUCCCUUGCGAGAUUGGUUGCGUCAAAUACUCACUGCAGGAUGGUAUAAUUGCUGACUUCCAUUGCUUCAUAGCGUCUGAAGAGGUACCAUGUGGCUUUCGGUAUCACUGCCAGGCUGCAAGUGAUGCCACUCAUAAAAUUCCUGUUUCUGGCUUUGAACUCUCAAAUGCUGCUUAUCCUCUUGUAUUGCAUGAACUUUACAAAUUCGUCCAGCCAAACCAGGGAAGCUGGCCACUAGUGUUUUGCAAGUCUAAUGAUUGGCACAGAGUUAACUGGUGUCUGAAGCACAUGGCUAAGAAAAUAGGCAUUGAGAACAAGUUUGAGCUCCGGAAUGUGGAAGAUCUGGUAGUGGAAUUGUACCAGCAGAAACUUCAAAAGGAGCCCUCGAAGACCUGGGUUCGCAGCCAACUGGAUGUCUCCAUUUGGGAUUACUCCAGUAACACCAGGUGCAAGUGGCAUGAGGAAAAUGAUAUCCUAAUCUGUGCUUUAGCAUCCUGCAAGAAAAUUACCUAUUGUAUUAGUAGUUCUCUGGCCAAUGUGUAUGGAAUCUCACUGACAGAAGCUCACCUACCUCUGCAAGACUGUAUAUCUAGCAAUAACCCAAGUCCAAAGGUCGCAAUACUGGAUGCUGGACGGUUCCAGAAACUGAGGGCUCAAGAACCUUGGUCUACCAGAUAUUUCACUUCUCCAGUUCAGGAUCAAGGAUCUUUCUCUUCUGGUGACUCUCCCUCUGGAGUGAAGAUGCCAUGUGGAAAAAGCACUGUGAAAGGAAGAGGAGUUGUUCGCUUUCUGGAAAACUUAUCCAAUGUACCCAAGUCUUCCAGCAGCUGAAAGCCCACCCUACUUCCUACCUUAUUCAGGAUAGCUGCAUGUUCUGUUGUCUUGUUGCUAGAAUAGUAGUGUGGGGUAGUGCUUGAGAGAAGUUACUUUGUUAAUUCUUAUGUGAAAUCCUAACAUCUCAACCUCUUGUUUUCUUGACUCAAGGCAUCACUUCAGCUUUAGUGUCAUUGCCAAUAGAAACACAGAUGCAGAAAGUGGUGGUGUUAAUAAUAGUCAGUGGCUGUGUGUGUUAGAUUUUUCUGAUGGUUUAAUAUAGUAGCAAACAAGUUGGUUGAAUAGCUUUUAUUUAUACAUUUACCUCUGUUCUUCCUAUCAUUAUUGUGUCCUGUCCUGUCCGGCCGUCCAUCCAUUUUCUUCUACAGACACUCCCUCUGUUCUUGGACAUUAAAGUUAGAAGAUCAAUCAGCAACUGCUGACUGAAAGGCAGCCCUGUCUCCAUAAAGUGAAAAUAAUUCCCAGUGGAUGGGUAAAGGGGCAAUGUGGGAAGUAUUCCUGAGGGAAUGCUGCUAUAAAUUCAAGCUGUCCCUUGUCCACAGAUUUGUGGAGGUUUUUUGUUGUUGGUUUUUUUUAGUGUUUUCUUGAAAAAUCUGUAUUUUUUUCCCCCAUAAAUUUUACUGGGAAAAGUCUUGCCAGCUGUUUUUUCAUUUAGAUGCUGAAAAUAACAGACUCUCUUUCAUGUUGUGCUUUAUUUUUUUUAAUUUGUAUUUAUUUUUUUGCUCUGUGUACCUUUGCUGGCAAAUGGUGACAUAACAAUCUGCUGUCAUCUGUUUCUUAAAACCAUAAGUUUCCUGACAAUAGAUCAUAACAUCUUUUCUUUAAAAAUUCUGAACCUAGUAGUGUUCUUUACAUGAAUAUAGGUACAAUUUCAAAGUUAGCAGGUUUGGGAUAAUGCUGGUCAAAAGUAUUUGAGUACCAGUAACAGUGAAAGACAAAACUGAGAAAAAUGAUUGCAUGUAUUAAGGAACUGGAUUCUUUACCUUAAGGAACAAAUGGAUAUUUGAUCAGCUUACUGGGAAGUUGUUUUGUUCUGAAUGCUGUUUAAUUUUUUUAGUUGGUUGCCUCUGUUCAUUAAUUUUUAAGGGAAAAAAGAGUUUAAGUGUUGAAGUGAUAUUGUAGCUGUAAUAGUCCAGGAAAUGUGCAUAAGGCAAGAGUUUGGGGGUUGUUUUUUUUUUUUAAAUGGGUGAUAUCUUUUAGUGGAUCAUAGUAGAGAAAUAAAUAUAUAAGCUGUUGGGUACUAGGCAAGUUUCGUUGGAAACCUAGAGAGGCAUGCCUUGUACCCAAAAACUUGUCUAAAUCUCUCCCAACCAUCCAGUUAGUCCAAUAAAAGUAUUGUCCACAACAAUCCUGUCUUGUUUAUCUAGGAUGCUUUUACACCUUCCUCCAACUAAAGUGGCUGUUGUGUGAUGUUUCCAUAGCAACUAAUUGUCAUAUUACAAAAUGGAUUCAUAUCCCUGUUAGGCAGCAAAAACACAGAUCUCAUUUCAUCAAGCAGUUAAGCCUUUAAUGUUUAACCUUACUUUUAAGGAGCUUGGAUACCAUGAUGUGUGUGGUACAAGUGUUUAGUUACUCAAAACUAGCUUCAUUUGCACUGAGGUCAUUCCUCCAGUGUUACAGGACCACUGAACUGUCUUUAUCUUCUGUCUGACAGACCAGUUUAUAUUCCUGUCAAUAGUCUUUGUAUGAUUCAAAAUUUCUAUAACCUUUUCUACAGAGGAUGUCAUUCUACCUGAUGAACCUUCACCAGGUAGGAGACUAUAAAGCUUCUGAAAAUCGAACUCUGAGAAUGAAACACUUGGACAUACUUGAUAUGACUGAUCACUUAUUUUUUGAGUGACACCUGAGAACUUGUCUCCAUUCAAGCUUCAACAUGCGACUGCAUCAUUCUUAAAUUAGUCCAGGGCUGUUCAACUGGCAGCCUGCAGCUCACAAGGGGUUAUCACCCUGUCUGCUGCUCUCACCACUCCAGCUGUUGCUACUGAGGUCUCUGAGCAACCCUUCCUCCUCCAGCUUUUGGUUCCUGCCUCUGCUACAUGGGGCAAGGGAGGUAGGGAGGAUCCAUGGUCUAUAUGAGAUUCAGCCCCCAGCCACUUAGAAGUUGGACAGUUCGGUGUUUGCUCACAUUUUCUUAAGGAGUAUAUGUUCCAAAAUAUUGGUGUUUGGGCCCUUUUUUUGAGAACUGUUUUGAUUUUGAUUAUAUUGUUUGUGGAAGCCAGUGCAUUUGUUUAAAGUUGUGGUUUGCAGUCUCAAUCAGGUACCCUAAUUAAAUACCCAGAAUAAGCAUUCUUAUUGGUCUGACUUCUCUGUCUCACAGGCUGAGAUUUCAACUGUGAGAAAUCCAGAGCUAAGGUUCCCACAAGUCUGCUCUUUGUAACUAUGCUUUAUAGUUGCAUGAAAGCUAUACCUUACACAGUUCCAUACUAUGUGUAGCGAGAGGACUCUAACUCCCUAGAGCAGUAGGUUUCUUAUUAUGGUGUCCAACAAAACCAAGUAAUGUAAUGUAUGUCAAAAUGCAUGUAAAUAAUGUCUUGCGUGUACUUAAUAUAGUGUCCUUUCUUAUUGCUACUAUACACUGUAAUAGAGAUGCCCUGGUAAUAGGUGUAAGAGAACACAGUUAAGUCUUCUGUUGCUGGAGCUGUCUGGCUUGCAUAUGGCUUGACAUCUCAUUACUGUAUUAAAAAAAAAUCUGUUUGAUUCAGUUUAAGAGACAAUAUUUCUCGUCACUAAUGCAAAGUGGAAGACAAGGGAACAUACAUAAUGGGAGCCAUCAGCACCAUUGCUAUGUGCUAAUAUUGCUCAGGCACAGUUAAAAUUAGGAGACCUAUAGGAACUUUCAAUAACCCUGUCAUACAAGUCUGGGGAAAUAAAGAACAGAGUAGAAGUCAGCAUGGUACUUGGAGUAUAUUGAACCCCCUCUCUUCCUGAUAGCUUUAUAAUAUUUGCAUGUAUGCAACAAGCUGGAUUUUUUUUUAUAUACUAGUGUCACUGGGCUGAGCCAGGUGACAAUCCACAAUAGCAGGAGGGCAGUGACUCAGACCUGACUAAUAUAGUUUAAUUAAAGCUGGCUUUUAGAGGGGAGAUGUGUCAGAUGGUAUGACUUACGUAGGUGUGCAACCUCUACAUAUGCAGACAAUAGUCAAAUAUUGUACUUUCCACAUUAGUGAAUAGCAAAGGGCUUAAAGCUAACACCACUUUCUUUGAUUUUUAACUGAAUAGAAUAAAUUGCUUAAUCACACACCACUACCUUUCCCUUUGUAUUAGAAAGGUGUUGGCCUAGAAAAACUGUUCUCAUUCUGACGGUCAUGAGUGUAAGUCAGUACAGCACUUUUCAGACAUGUGCUGCUAUUGCAGUUUGAUUCAUGAUCAUACAUGUCAUUGUUAAGCAAAACGUGAGAGGAGAAAUAAAUGUCUGCUAUUUGAAAUAAAGCAUGUUUUUUUAUGGUAAA
Molecule: messenger RNA, 4770 nt
Organism: Alligator mississippiensis (American alligator)
Lineage: Eukaryota; Metazoa; Chordata; Crocodylia; Alligatoridae
Gene: MAEL
Product: maelstrom spermatogenic transposon silencer
Exons: 12
Coding region: 89-1318 (409 amino acids)
Biological process (GO): negative regulation of DNA-templated transcription; regulation of miRNA-mediated gene silencing; male meiotic nuclear division
Cellular component (GO): nucleus; P granule
Molecular function (GO): sequence-specific DNA binding
Source: RefSeq, a predicted model, not a curated record